AUGACGACCACACGCCGAAGCGUCUAUAUAAACCACGAGGCGGGACCGACCAAACCUGCCUCCGAUGCAUCCCUCGCACAGGCAUUUCACCAGCAGCUGCCCGCCUUCGCCAGAACCCCUCUCGUUUCUCUCGAGGAUAUCGCCCAGGAACUAGGCGUGAAAGCCGUCUACAUAAAAGACGAAAGCAACAGACUAGGACUACCAUCCUUCAAGAUCCUGGGCGCAUCAUGGGGAACGUACCGCGCCGUCACGACUGAUCUACACUUGCCCGCCGACACGCCCCUCAACGACGUCGCAAAGGCCGCCCAAACGCAUAAUCUCUCCCUCUACGCAGCUACGGAGGGCAAUCACGGUCGAGCCGUUGCGACCAUGGCCCAGAUUCUAGGCAUCCCUGCGCACAUCUACGUUCCCAGCAGCGUCGACAGUGAGGCGGUCACCAACAUUGCCUCCGAGGGCGCCAAAGUCAUCGUGAGCAACUCCCACUAUGACGACGCUGUCAUGGAAGCGUGGCAAGCGUCAAAGUCAGUAAAGGGCGGGCUUCUGAUUCAAGACAAUGCGUUUGCGGGGUACGAGCAGAUUCCUGCCUGGAUCGUCGAGGGCUACUCCACCCUCGUUCGCGAGGCCGAGCAACAGGUGGCCGACCACGGGCUGAAGCCGAGUUUGAUGGUGACCCCAGUCGGCGUUGGAUCUCUAGCGCAUGCCGUCGUGUCUCACUGCAAGUCUGAUGGUCGAGAUUGCGCAGUCCUGUCAGUCGAGCCCGAUACCGCUCCGUGUCUCUGGACGAGUCUGAAAGCGGGUAAACCAGUGACGGUUCAUACCUCGAGAACCAUCAUGGAAGGGCUCAACUGCGGUACUGUCUCUCUGACGGCGUUUGGUGAUCUUCGUGUAGGCAUUGAUGCCAGCGCCACAGUCUCCGACUUCGAAGCCCAUGAGGCCGUGAAGUAUCUCCAGACGAAGGGGGUCAAGAGCGGGCCGUGUGGUGGCGCCACCCUCCCAGCGCUCCGAAGGCUUGCCCAAGUAAACCCACGACCAGCCUGUCUUUCCAAAGACGCCGUCGUGGUAUUACUAAACACAGAGGGCCCCCGGAACUACAAGAUUCCCUUGGAUGUGUCCACCGAUGACCCCGCUUCAGGUGCCGGUGAAGGCGAGAUUGCCCACUACAUUACCGCGUGGCUGCAACAUCGCAACUUCGAAGCGCACUGGUUGGAAGAGACGCAAGGCCGACCUUCCGUAGUCGGUGUGUUCCGCGGAACAGGAGGGGGAAAGUCCAUCAUGCUCAACGGGCAUGUUGACACCGUCAGCCUUUCAAGUUACUCGCCAGACCUGGAACCUUUGAGCGGAGAACUCAAGGAGGACGAAGGAGGACGAAUCUUUGUUCGUGGAAGCGCGGACAUGAAGGCAGGUCUGGCAGCUGCCAUGGCGGCAAUGGCUCGAUGCAGCUCUCAAUCACGCCCUUCUCUACGGGGCGAUGUCAUCCUCGCCGCUGUCGUCGACGAGGAGAACUUCUCCAUAGGCACAGAAGAGGUCAUCAGGGCUGGAUGGAGGGCCGAUGCCGCCAUCAUACCGGAACCAACCAACCAGGAGAUGGCGAUCACUCAUAAAGGAUUCAUUUGGGUUGAAAUCGACAUCCUCGGCGUUGCGGCCCAUGGAUCUAGGCCCGAGGAUGGCGUAGAUGCCAUCUUGCUCGCUGGUGCAGUGCAGACGGCAUUCCUUGAGUACUCAAAGGCAUUGCCCUCCGACUCUCGGCUGGGAAAGGCAUCUUUGCAUGCAGGCCUCAUUCAGGGCGGCGAAGAACCUUCCAGCUAUCCGGAGCUGUGCACUUUGACAGUUGAGUUUCGAACCAUCCCGGCACAGACUACUCAGAGUAUUCUUGGAGACAUCGAGAGCAUCUUGACUAGUAUCGCCAAGUCCAAACCAGACUUCAGAUAUGCUGCUCCUCGAAUGACCUUUUCGCGGCCUCCGCUUGGGCAGAGCCCGGACGAUGAGUUUAUCAAGACCUUCAUCUCUGCUACCUCGAAGUGUCUAGGUGAAGCGCAAAAGCCUGUUGCGUGUUCUUUCUGGUGCGACGCUGCAUUGUUGAACGAGAUCGGUAUCCCAUCGGUUGUCUAUGGCCUUAGGAGUUUUGGGAUCCACGGCAAGGAGGAAUGGGUGAGCGUAGCGAGCAUUCGGGAAGUUGCAUCGGUGAUAGAGGUCGUGAUUCACGACUUUUGCGCUUAG
Molecule: messenger RNA, 2217 nt
Organism: Colletotrichum phormii
Lineage: Eukaryota; Fungi; Ascomycota; Sordariomycetes; Glomerellales; Glomerellaceae
Product: diaminopropionate ammonia-lyase
Exons: 2
Coding region: 1-2217 (738 amino acids)
Molecular function (GO): hydrolase activity
Source: RefSeq, a predicted model, not a curated record